Molecule: messenger RNA, 1108 nt
Organism: Leptosomus discolor (cuckoo roller)
Lineage: Eukaryota; Metazoa; Chordata; Aves; Leptosomiformes; Leptosomidae
Source: RefSeq, a predicted model, not a curated record
CUCCUGCUCCAAUGAGAUCCUGGGCCUGAAGCUGCCGUCGGAGCCAGUGCUGAACGCCAACACGGUGUGCCUGACCCUGCCGGGCUUGACACGGCGGCAGCUGGAGGUGUGCGUACGCCACCCCGACGUCACUGCCUCGGCCAUCCAGGGCAUCCAGAUCGCCAUCCAUGAGUGCCAGCACCAGUUCCGGGACCAGCGCUGGAACUGCUCCAGCCUCGAGACCAAGAACAAGAUCCCCUACGAAAGCAUCAUCUUCAGCAGAGGCUUUCGGGAGAGCGCCUUCGCUUACGCCAUCGCGGCCGCCGGCGUGGUGCAUGCCGUCUCCAACGCCUGCGCCCUCGGCAAGCUGCAGGCCUGCGGCUGCGACCAGAAGCGCCGGGGCGAUGAGGAGGCUUUUCGGCGCAAGCUACACCGUCUCCAGCUGGAGGCCAUGAACCGCGGCAAAGGCAUGGUGCACGGGGUGCACAUGGAGCACAUGCCGGCCGAGACCCCCGGCCUCCAGGACUCCUGGGAAUGGGGAGGGUGCAGCCCUGACGUGGACUAUGGGGAGAAGUUUUCCAAGGAUUUCCUCGAUUCCCGGGAAACCUACAGGGAUAUCCACUCCCGCAUGAGGCUGCACAACAACCGCGUGGGCCGGCAGGUGGUGAUGGACAACAUGAGGAGGAAGUGCAAAUGCCACGGCACCUCGGGGAGCUGCCAGCUGAAGACGUGCUGGCAGGUGACACCUGAGUUUCGCCUGGUAGGGUCCCUGCUUAAGGACCGCUUCUACGGGGCCACCCUCAUCCGGCCCCACAACCGCAACGCCGGGCAGCUGGAACCGGGCCACGCUCGGCAUCGCCGCCGGGCCGGCAUCAGCGAGCUGGUUUACUUUGAGAAGUCACCGGACUUCUGCGAGCGGGAACCGGCCCUGGACUCCUUGGGCACCCAAGGGCGCCUGUGCAACAAGACCAGCCCGGGCAUGGACAACUGCGAGAGCCUGUGCUGCGGCCGCGGGCACAACAUCCUGCGGCAGACGCGCAGCGAGCGCUGCAACUGCAAGUUCCACUGGUGCUGCUUCGUGGCCUGCGAGGAGUGUCGCAUCACCGAGUGGGUCAGCGUCUGCAAGUAG